Ostrea edulis (European flat oyster) is the source of this 3032-nucleotide messenger RNA. Its product is annotated as proton channel OtopLc-like. The transcript has 6 exons. The record is from RefSeq and is a predicted model, not a curated record. Bases 498 to 2396 code for a protein of 632 amino acids. Gene Ontology annotation, molecular function: proton channel activity. Gene Ontology annotation, biological process: proton transmembrane transport. Gene Ontology annotation, cellular component: membrane. NCBI's taxonomy places the organism in Eukaryota, Metazoa, Mollusca, Bivalvia, Ostreida, Ostreidae.
AAAACACUAUUUGAAUUAUUCCCCCAUCAUUCUGUAGUUAGCUUAUAUUAUUUAUAGCGAGCAUUAACUCUGGUAGUCGUUUUAUCUUUUGUUACGGAAUUCUCUCAUCUUCGUCACGUGCCAGAGGUAAGCGAUCAAGCAGCCGACAGCCAGAAAGCGUAGUCUGCAACAGUGUUUAUUCAUAAAAAUUCUUCUGAUAAUAUUUGCUUCAAAAUUAUUGCAGAACCGCAAUUGUUAAAAACUAUUGACCUCUGCUUCGUAUGUGGCAACUGUCUAUAUCCUCCGAGCGCUCGGUGGCUGUACAAUAUUUUACGAUCUGACACGCGGAGGAACACUGGUUACUCUAGCCUCGCUCAUUCAGCAUCUGGUAGCGAUUUAUUUAAACCGUUAAAGCGUAAUUUCGAAAAAAAAAUUCAAAGAGUGGGAGCUUUUGUGCUUUGUGUUGCGUGUAGUGGUUGCAGUUAAAAAGAUUGACAACGGAGGCGCUUCUGAAUAUUAUGCUGCGUCGUUCUGGCGUUUACAUCGUGAACGAACCACAACACGCAGACGACACAGAGGAGGAGAAGACGACAGGAAGCAACUCAGAGAGUGAAACGAAGCUCAACAUGGAGGAGGAAGGGGGCGCUAAGACUGUGGAUGACAUGACCGGAAACACGGACACUAUGCCGGUGGACACGUCUACCCCACUUCCCGGAGCUAAGCCUAGGAAACAAAAACAAAAAGUGCCAUCUGUCUACAGGUCCGCCCUGGUGAAAUUAGUGUGUGGUAUCUACGCCCUGAUUAUUGUGGUGCUUGGUGUGGUGUUCGCGGUGGCGACCUCACUGACUUCCGUGGAGAGGGUCCAUCAAUACUACCUAGAGGUGUUUCUGGUUUACCUGUACGCCACCUCACUCGGAAUUUUAUUCUAUUUCUUACUCUGCCUCCUCAGCGGUGUCAAGGCCAAAAACAAUUUCUAUGACAACAACGUUCGCGUUUCAGUCAGAAACGAUGGCAGCGUCAACAAGUCUCCCACAGCGUCACCACUUCCGGUUCGCGCGUCACCCGACGACAAAACGCCAUUAGAUCUCGAUAAAAAGGAAUCUAACGCCGAGCAGAUUUCUCUUGCCGCCAUCAGCUAUCAAAGUCACUUUGAACUUCCACCUCCAGGCGGGGUCGCGCAUGUCGGGGAGGGAAUCAAUUUUUACCUGCGUCUUGGAGCUUUAGCCUUCGCCUUUGGUAGCGUUACUUUGGAUGGACUCCACAUCGCUACUUAUUUUGAAACCAUUACGACAGAAACAUGCGAAAGCGAAAUCUUCAUCCUCGUUUACGUCAUGCAUUUGUUGUUCACAUUCGUUCAGACUUUCUUCAUUUUCAAGAACCACAAGCUUGUGAUAAAUAAGCAGAAACCAUUCGUCCGGUUCGGAAUGAUGCAUCUAAUGGCGACCAAUAUCUGUGUGCUUAUUGUUACGGCGGUGAUGGAAACGAAUGAAGAUUACCGACAGCAGAACUACUCCGCCAAUAAUACGACGACUAGGGAAACGAAGAGUUGCUAUGAGGAAGUCACGCUGGCGAGGUCAGCAUCACCUUAUUUAUUCCCCUGCACCAUCAUCUACAGCAUCAUCGGGGCUGGCAUCAUCUAUCGUCUGUAUCAGUACAUCGGGGUCCGUAUUAAGCAGAGGUGGCCUAGCCACACGUCCUUCACAAGUUCGGCUCCCACGGGUGCGUCCGCUAUCGACUGCGACAAGGCAAACAAGGGCUUGUUUCUUGGUCUGCUGGUCGCGGUCUUCACGCUUAUAGCUAUUGCCACAUUUUUUGUCUUCGAAAGUCGUCUUCAAGACAUGUUCACCGCCGUCAAAGUAUUGUUCACCACGGAAAUCGUUCUUAUGUUCAUCACGGGUGUCGGGAUAGCCUGGGGGUACAUUAGACUGUCUAAGCUGAAGUUCAUUACGUCACUCUUCCUCUCUGUGGACUCUGUGCUGCUGCUCGUGGCACUUGCAGGCUCGUACAUAUACCUGUGCUUUAAGCUUAUUGCUGUAUCCUCUUCUCUACAAGGAAACAUUGCGGGGAUACUGUCACUUAUCACCACGAUAUUCUCCAUCUGCCAAAUCACCGAACAAACGGUGUUUAUACUGGAUGGUCUCUGCAGAUGUGCUGAAAAUGACAAUCAAAUGAUGCAGAAGCCCGGAAGAGCAGUAGUUACGUUUCUUCUCGUCUGCAAUUUGGCACUCUGGGUUGUGGGCAUGUUUGAAGUGAAGAAAACGAGAGUUGUUCGAUUACACGAGGAAUUUUACGGAAUUCUCGCGUGGAACAUUAUCACUCAUCUCUGUGUGCCUCUAAUUAUAUUCUUCCGUUUCCAUUCAGCAAUUUGUCUGUCAAAAAUUUGGUACAAUGCAUACCAGAAGGAAAAAACUGCAUAAAUACGGGAAAAGUUCAGUAAAGGAGGGCAGCAACUGCAAACAAUGUAUAUUCCACUGAAAGGGGCACAGACUUAAUGGUGAUUACCAAACACUAGAAAAGCAGGGAAAUACAACGUAAUGGUAGCUAUAGGUUGGCUCUCAGAGACAAAAUUGAUUAAGUGUGGAGAAAAUGCACUCAUUUUCAGAAUGCAAACAUAACAUGUCACAGAGUGCAGUGUCAUCAGACUGGGUCGACACGUCUUGAGAGAAGCGUACAUGGACCAUUAUGGGAAAUGAAGAUAUAUAUAAUGUAUAGGGUACACAACAUUGCCGUAAUUAGAUGAUAGCCUCGUAUUUAACAUAGUGUACAUAGCUCUGCACGACGCUAUUGUAUAUAUCGUAGACAGUUAAUGUAAACCACAUUACACCAAUUGCACAAAUUAUUCCGUUCCUACGUGCCGAUUUGUUGCACGAGUCUAUAAACACGGGACGAGUAGUUGGAAUUUAUGUGAGAUCGGAGCUGCAUGUUGCGCUCCAUGUGCGUUAAUGGUGCAUAAUUACUGAAUCAUCACGUGAUGAUGGAUCCAUUUUCUACUUUUUGUACUUUUAUUUAUACAGUAUUUUAUCUUAUACUGGAAUAAAAUAUUCAUAAUAAAA